Bombina bombina (fire-bellied toad) is the source of this 2800-nucleotide messenger RNA. It is a transcript of the gene CDH24, whose product is annotated as cadherin 24. Gene Ontology annotation, molecular function: cadherin binding; calcium ion binding. Bases 40 to 2427 code for a protein of 795 amino acids. The transcript has 11 exons. Lineage: Eukaryota; Metazoa; Chordata; Amphibia; Anura; Bombinatoridae. Gene Ontology annotation, biological process: adherens junction organization; multicellular organism development; homophilic cell-cell adhesion. Gene Ontology annotation, cellular component: catenin complex; plasma membrane; adherens junction. The record is from RefSeq and is a predicted model, not a curated record.
UGACCCCUAGUGUCUGACAGUGGGGUCCUCACACACCUCAUGCCUGCCCUUUAUCUGUGCCAGUUCCUUUUGCUGCUCCUCUGGGGCUACUGCAUCCUGGCCCCUGUUAUGGGAGAGAUGUCUCCAGGUCUGCUGGGGAACACAAGUCCUGCUGAAAAUCCUUUGCAAGACCCAGGCCCCCCUUUUAGGUCAAAACGGAGCUGGGUUUGGAAUCAGUUCUUUGUAAUAGAGGAAUACGCAGGUCCAGAGCCAGUCCUAAUUGGGAGGCUUCACACAGAUGCAGACCAUGGAGAGGGAAGAGCCAAGUAUGUGCUUACUGGUGAAGGUGCUGGUUCAGUAUUUGUUAUUGAUGAGAAGACGGGGAACAUUCAUGUGACAAAGUCUUUAGACCGCGAGGAGAAGGAGGAGUAUGUACUGCUGGCACAGGUGGUUGAUCGACUGACUCUUCGACCGCUUGAACCUCCCUCGCAGUUUAUUAUUAAGGUGCAAGACAUUAAUGACAACCACCCUGUAUUCCUGCACUCCCCAUACAGGGCUUCUGUACCAGAGAUGUCCAAUGUAGGAACCUCAGUGAUCCAGGUGACUGCCAAUGAUGCUGAUGACCCAACAUAUGGGAACAGUGCUCGUCUAGUCUACACAAUCGUGGAAGGGCAGCCAUAUUUCUCUGUGGACCCGCAGACUGGUGUCAUCCGCACAGCAAUUCCAAACAUGGACCGUGAGAGUCAGGAUGAAUUUCUGGUUGUAAUUCAAGCCAAGGAUAUGGGAGGCCACAUAGGGGGACUCUCAGGGUCUACCACAGUAACUAUCACACUGACAGAUGUUAAUGACAAUCCCCCUACAUUUCCCCAAAGUUUGUACCAGUUCACAGUCAUGGAGGAUGCUGCUCCAGGUUCUUUAAUUGGUCGCCUGCGUGCCCAUGACCCAGAUAUUGGUGAGAAUGCUAUGAUGUCAUACAGUAUCCUGGAUGGUGAUGCUGGUGACACAUUCAGUGUGACAGCAGAUUCUGCAGGGCAAGAUGGCAUUCUGAGAGUCCGAAAGCCCCUGGAUUAUGAAUCUUGCCGCUCCUUUACAUUUCGUGUUGAAGUGAUGAACACAGUCAUUGAUCCUCAAUAUAUCCGCCGUGGGCCCUUCAAGGAUGUCACCACAGUGCGGAUAAGCGUUGGAGAUGUCAAUGAGCCACCCAUCUUCUCUCAAGAUCCCUACACCUUGAGUGUGCUGGAGAACUUGCCACCAGGGGCCCUGGUGGGUAUGGUGCAAGCCCGAGACCCAGAUUUGUAUAGCAGCUCCAUCAGUUACUCCAUUGAGACCCUCUCCGACCCUGAGGGUUUGUUUUCCAUCCAUCCAGAGGAUGGGACCCUCAGGACAAGCAUUUCCCUGGACCGAGAGGGAAAGGAGGAACACAGCAUCACUGUAAGGGCCAGUAAGACCGAUAGCCCCUCUCAGGUGUCACAAGCUGGAGUUGUGAUUCAGGUGUUAGAUGUGAAUGACAAUCCCCCAACUUUGGCCGAGGUGUACAAACCACACCUAUGUGACAACGCACAACCUGGGCAAGUUAUUCAAACAAUCAGGGUGAGAGAUGCAGACAGUGAAAGUGGUGUUUUCAGUUUUCAAAGUCCAGGUCCAGUUACUGAUGGAAACUUCACUCUUCGAGAUAAUAAAGAUGGAAGUGCAUCACUUGUGGUAAAACAGAGUGGCUUUUGGAAAUCUCGGAAAGACAGCUUCCUUAUACCUAUUGCGAUAGUAGACAGUGGAGAUCCGCCACUGAGUAGUACAGACACCCUAACUAUCUCUCUGUGUCACUGUGAAACGGGAGGAGCCGUUCUGACCUGUCAUAUGACAACAGGGUCAGCAGCUGGACUUAGCACACCUGCUCUGCUAGCGAUCCUGGCCUGCGCACUGAGCCUUCUUGCCCUGGUCUCACUCUUCUCCUUGCAGCGCAGACACAAGCCUUCAUCUCUGUCUCUAUGUGAGGAUGAAGAUGUACGAGAGAAUAUCAUAACCUAUGAUGACGAGGGAGGAGGAGAGCAAGACACUCAAGCAUUUGAUAUGUCCGCAUUGCAACCCCCUCAGACUGGCCUUAGUGGAGGCUUCUUCCACCCACCUAGACGGGAUGUACUCCCUCGUGCUCCCCCAAUGCCAGCCCAGCAUUCUCCCCAACCUGCCCCUGUUGAUGUUCAACGGUUCCUGGCUUUGCGAUUACUAGAAGCUGAGAGAGACCCUGUGGCACCCCCAUAUGACUCUAUCCAAGUGUAUGGGUUUGAGGGUGCAGGUUCUUCAGCCGGAUCACUAAGCUCCCUGACUGGCAGCUCAGGUGGGACAGGAGAGGAGGAACCUGGAGGAGAAGACAUCUGGGAAUGGGGUCCACAUUUCAGAACACUGGCAGAAAUCUAUGGGGUGAGAGGAAGAGACCCCCCAGAUAAAGAGUAAAUUAGUUGCAGGGCAGACUUCAUUCCCUUAACUACCAGAGACCAAAACAGCAGGAUUUAACCAAUACCCUAUCAGAGAGAUUGUCAAAAUUAUUAUUAACCCCUUCCCCUCCAGAGAGCUGCAGAGCAAUUAUUAAACCUUACAUGCCAAUGAGUGAGAUCUGCAGUGUUCUCAAUCAUUUAAAGUGCUCUGUAUGCAAGUCCUUGAGGGGCUGAAGGAUACAAAACAAUUUUCAGAUUUGCAUUAAAUUAUACCAGUCUUCCCACUGCUGUGUUUUGCUGCGGGUAUUAAAAACAUGGGCAGAUGUCAUUUGUGUCAUUUAUGGAAAACAAACAUUUUAUUUUCUAAAUAAAAACCUGAUAAACAUCAGAAA